AAUGCAGUUCAUUGGUCCGAAUACAUGUUGGAAAGAGGAAGUAUUGAUGUUUAGCUAGCUGGCUGCGCUAAAAAGAAUUAUCGGAUGUCUUGCCUCAUGUCAAGAAUUUAGAAGUCAGUAAAUAAUAGAAAAAACUGGGUACUGGUAGAUCGCAUUUUAAUUGUCUGUGGCUUAAAAACAAAAAAAACUUUUCGAACUUCAUGUUUUUUUUUUCUCCGAAGAGCAAUGGACUGCGAACUGACAAUGCGUGAGAAAGUGAUUGUGGUCUCAUAAAACACUCAGGCUGGUUGGAAAGCCUGCAGAGCAAAGUUUGCCUAGCCAAAUUAGGUAACGGUAACUUGUAAUUUUGAUUUUGUGACAAAAGCAGACGAGUGGAAUUCUGUCACAUUGGCAAUUCGUGAUAAUCUCAAAUGGAAUCGUUUCAAAACGACCGGGCCUCACUGCCUAGGAACAUGAUUGAAAACAGCAUGUUUGAAGAGGAGCCGGACGUGGUGGAUUUAGCCAAAGACACCCCCGUGUACCCCCUGGAUCCCGAAGACGUGGCUUACGAGCCGCGCAGCUCCCGGCUGCUCGUGCGGGGGCUGGGGGAGAACGACCUGGACGAAGAGGAGGAAGACUACGAGUCCUCGGCCCGCCUCCUCGGCAUGUCCUUCAUGAACCGUAGCGCCAACCUCCGCGGCAACACCUCCCCCUACAUCCGCCAGGACCUCUCGGGGUCCUGCUCCAUGCCCUCGGCUCGGACUCUUGUGGUGGGGGUGUUUGUCCUGGUGCUAGUCGCCUCCGUGGCCAUGGUCAUUUACUUUUUGCCCAAGUGCACGUUCACCAAGGAGGGCUGUCACAAGGGCAACGCCACCAUGGAGCUAAUCUACCCCAUCUCCACCAACGGAGAGCUCUUCCCCUGGACCGAGCUGAGGUUGCCAGCCAAAGUCCGGCCCGUCCAUUACGACCUCUUAAUCCACCCCAAUCUGACGGACAUGACAUUCCAGGGUAAGGUUUCCAUCACAGUUGAAAUUGCAGAAGACACCAAGACGGUUGUGCUUCAUGCUGCUGACAUGAAGGUCACCAGGGCCAUGUUUCAAGACAAAGAGAUCAAGAUUCUGGAAUACAAGCCUUGGCAGCAGAUUGCCAUCAAGCUCCCAGAGGACCUUAAGAAGGGAAAAUCAUAUGUUCUUACCCUGGAGUACGAUGCAAACCUCUCAACCAGCUACGAUGGCUUCUACAACAGCUCCUACAAUGACAAGACUGGUGCUACAAGGGUCCUGGCAGCAACGCAGUUUGAGCCUCUCGGUGCCCGGAAGGCUUUCCCGUGCUUCGACGAACCGGCGUUCAAAGCUACUUUCCUAAUUAAGAUAAAGCGAGAUCCUGGAUACAUCAGCCUUUCAAACAUGCCCAGGAACAAAACCACAAAAUUGCCAGAUGGGCUUUUUCAAGACGAAUUUGAAAAAAGUGUGAUAAUGAGCACCUACCUGGUUGCUUUCGUUGUGGCCAACGAAACGCAAUUCACGAGCACCAGCACGAAUGUUUCUGGUACACUGGUGUCUGUGUAUUCGGUUCAAGAGAAGGAUCAGAUCAAGUACGCCUUGGAAACUGGGGCCAAGCUGCUGGAAUUCUACAACAAUUUUUUUGGCAUCAAGUACCCUUUAAACAAAUUAGACCUGGUGGCCAUCCCCGACUUCCUGGCGGGAGCCAUGGAAAACUGGGGGCUGAUCACGUUCCGGGAGACGACUCUGCUCGUCGUGAACGAGUCUUCCAUCCUGGACCGCCAGCUGGUCACAUCCGUAAUCGCCCAUGAGCUGGCGCACCAGUGGUUUGGUAACCUUGUCACCAUGAAGUGGUGGAACGACCUUUGGCUAAACGAAGGCUUCGCGACGUACAUGCAGUACACCUCCAUCAUGAAAGUAUUCCCAGACCUGAAAAUCGGUGACGAGUUCUUGAGCACACGCUUCAGGGCUCAGGCCAGUGACGCGUUAAAUUCGUCGCACCCCGUCUCCACCGCCGUGACCACUCCCGAGCAGGUGGAGGAAAUGUUCGACUCCGUGUCCUAUGAGAAGGGCGCUUCAAUUUUGCACAUGCUGAAUUCAGUACUGUCUGAAGACAAAUUCCGGGAAGGGAUCAUUGCGUAUUUAAAUACGUACAAAAGCAAGAACGCAGGAAGUGAGGACUUAUGGAACAGCCUCUCCCAGGUAGCAGGGCAGUCCUUCGGCGUGGCGGAGAUGAUGAAGACGUGGACGCAGCAGAAGGGCUUUCCCCUGGUCACGGUGCGGAGGAACGGAACUCGCGUGAGGCUGACGCAGGAGCACUUCCUUCUCACGCCGGACCCCACCAACUCCACAGCCACGCCCGUGUCCGACGCGCUGUGGCACAUUCCCCUGACUUACGUCAACGACAGCUGCAGUCUCGACCCGGGGUGCAAGCAAGUGAUGUUCCUCACCGAAAAGACGAUGACUCUGGACAUCCCGGAAGGCGUGGCGUGGCUGAAGUUUAAUUUUAAGAACGAGGGGUUCUACAUCGUGCACUAUGCGGAGGGGUGGAGGGAGCUCACUGACGCCUUAAAGGACAAACCCGCUGUUCUGACGCCAGAAGACCGAGCUUCCCUUAUCAACAACAUCUUCGCCCUGUCCAGACUGGGGAAGGUGUCCUUCAGGCAAGUUAUCAACCUCCUGGGCUAUAUCAGGAAAGAGACGGAAACUGCUCCUGUAAUGGAGGCUCUGCUCCAGCUGGAUCACAUCUACAGGCUUCUGGAGAAAAAACAAGAUUUGCCACUGAUUGCAAGGAUGCAGGUUUUCGUUUUCAACCACUUCGGGGAGUUGAUGGACAGUCAGGUUUGGGAGGAGGGGGCUUCCGUUUCCCAGGAAAACCUGAGGUCGUCCCUCCUGGAGCUGGCGUGCAAUUACAACAGGGAGAACUGCACGGAGAACGCCAAGCGCAUCUUCGACAAGUGGGUGGCCUCCAACAGAACAGAGAGGAUACCCGGUGAUCUCCGGAGGGUAGUGUACUCAGUGGGCGCUCAGACGGAGCCUGGCUGGCUGACCUUGCUGGAGGCCUACAGGUACUCCCGGGUCGAGGCGGAGAAACGCAAGAUCCUGCAAGCGCUGGCCAGCUCGCAGGCCGUGAUGCACAUCGUGUGGUUGAUGAAGGCCACUCUGGAAGGCAGCCUGGUUCAGACGCAGGAGCUCCCGAUAAUCAUCGACACGAUAUGCCGGAACUUUCCUGGUCACUUGUACGCCUGGGACUUCGUCAAGGAGAACUGGGACGAAAUCACUAAGAAGUUUCCCUUGGGGUCAUUUUCCUUGCAAAGGAUCAUAACAUCCACGACCUCCCAGUUUUCCUCGAAGGCGCACCUUUUGGAGGUGCAGAACUUUUUCGGAUCGCUCAAAGAGAAAGGUGCCCAGCUGAGGAGCGUCCGGGAGGCUACGGAGACGAUCAAGUUGAACAUGCGGUGGAUGGACGACAACCGGGAGACGCUGUGGCUCUGGCUAUAGGCCGGUGGUCGGUACGGUCCACACGGUAGCGCCUCAACCAUUUUUUUUUUUUAAAAACAAUUGUUUUAACCCCCUAGCGAUGUCAUCGAGGCAGAGAGGCUGUUUGCACUAUUAGGAGUUCUAGCUAGCUCAGGUCCUCACUUUGUUCGUUUGCGUUCGAGUCGCGUCGGGGCAGAACUCACUGUGAGAUCCCUGCGUCGUCCCGCUGCAGACCAAACCGUAGAUUUUUUUGUAAAGGUGUUACCUUGCCUUGUUACUGUGCCCGUCGCAAAAAUGAGGCACCCCACCCGGACGCGUGAGACGUGAUGUCACCGCGGGAGGCUAAUUCAGAGGUUUCACUCCACAAGUUACAUUCGCCCAGGAAUAAUGGUGCACUCCUAUUGCGUAAUGAUUGUAUUUAAACGAUGGUUUUUACGGAUGUUUAGCCUUUGAAAUGUGCAUAAAUUGUCCUUUAGGACUAUUAAUUUACACUGUGCAAUCUAUGUGAGAGUCGAGGGUUUUGCGAUGCUUGUAAACUUGUAAUUUUAAUGUAUAUCGUUCCUUUAAAGCAGAUCUGCACCUGAACAUCUUCUGCCGUUUUGACAGAUUACAUUCUGUGCUUUCGCUUGAAGGUGUGUGUUCAGUUGUAUAUAUGGCGUGUAAAGAUUUUUGAAGGCUUGCACAUAUGAUUCUUUUUUUUUUUCAUCCUUCAAUGCAAAAGCAAUGGCUGCAAUGUUGGGGGUUUAUGGAAUGUAUGCCAACCUUUCAAGUUGAUUUCGUCACCGUUUUUGGCCGGAAAUCAAUUCCAUGAAAUCAUGGCUCAGAUUUAUUUGGAAUGUCAGUGGUACGGGGAGAGCCAGCUGUAAGCUCUGGCUUCUCUUGUCUUUGUCAGGUGACCACAGCUGUUAUUAUGGAUUCACUGUCCUGCUGGAAGCCUUACUGAUUACCCAAAAGAGUUACAGUCCAUGGUGUUUUUCUGGACAGAUGCAUUAACCAUGCACUGUCAUUUAAAAAAAUAUAAUGAACAGAAACCCCCCAACAAGAUGAGGGAACAUCGAAGGCAUUUCUAACUUUCCAGUUCUGAAAGCGCACAAGAUAUUUUGCUGAGAUGCGCCUCAUCGUGACGGUCCUUUGCGAGAUUUAAAAACUACUUUAACUUUAGCUUUAUAAGAUUAUAUAUUUUUUUAAAUGGUAAGUGGUUUGGUUUUUACACUGUUGGGUUAGCAUUAGUAGAAAGUAUAAUGUUGUGCCCAAAAAUGGCUGUUUAACAGCUGUUGAAUCACAGGUAAACUGUAGGCCCAGAAUUGCUCGUAUAUGAAAGUACAGCUGUUAUCCACUGGCAUCUUUCCAGGGCUCUAUGAGGAGGAACCGGAGGACCCAUAGGCUCAUAUAAAUUCACAUUACAGGUCUAAAUGCUCAAUUACAAAUUUUUGCUCACACCUGAAAAAACCUGCAUGCAUUAACAACAACAAAACAAAAAAAAACAUAAUUUGUGAGACAGUUCGUUAUGGAAACAAACAAAAUGGCGGUGCUAGCAUUGAUCGAGGGCGUGUUCCGAAACACCUUACUUGCUUACUGAGCAUACAAGUUGUAUACAGCUUGUACAGUACAGAUACCCAAUAGCAGGCAAGUUAGCCGUUUUGCACAUGGCCCGAGAUUAUUUGCUGUGGAGGUCGGCUGAAGCUUCAUGAGCUGUUGAGGAUCGGGGCGAGAAGGUGGAGUAAGAGUAAGAGUGAUAAGGAUAGCGAUCGGUACCGAGCAGCCAAGUGUGGCGUUAAAAAAAGCACACGAAUUCCGAUCGUCAGCUCUCGCAGCGGGCGCUUGGUGUCAGGUUGGAUGCGUAUCUAGGACCGCAUCGAACUGGACGUGGCCCAGAUCUCGUGCGGGAAGAUCAGAUUUUUGCCUUCACUCAGCUCAGAAUGAAGUCAGAUCUGUGACGCAUUUUGGCAAAAAAAAUAAAUAGAUAAAAAUAAAAAAUCUGAUUUGGGCCACAGCCUGUAAUCUGAACGUACUGUAGCCAAAUUGGCACCCGAAUACCUCAGUGCUUCAACGUUCACAGGUUGAAUCAUUGUAUCAGUUUAUUGAUAGCUCUCACAAAUUGAGUUGUUAAAAGGUCAUGUUCUACAUUUAAAAAAUGAUUAAAAUGUUUUUCGUUUUCCUAUUUCUUUAGCAAAAGGAUUAUACUUUUCAGUGCUGUUGGAUGCAACUUUCUGGUCUCUUCUGCUCAGAAAUAUUUCUACACAUGGAGCUUUUUAGAUACAUUUUGUUUGUGUAGAAAAAUUGGGCUUUUGCUUUCCGGUUGACAUGUUUUAUUUGUUUUUGGUUUUGUGUUACAGUAUUGUAAUUUUGUAGGCCUUUAAAUCACAUACAACCUAGGCAGGUCUUAUUUUAAUUUGUUUUUCAUUCUGUUACUUUGGUCACUCACCUAUGUGCUGACAUUGCUCUACAGGGAUCGGUAAUCUGCCCUCCAAAUCCAUGUUUUGCUUAAAUGAUUAAAAUGUUUUAAGUGAAGGUUAUUUUGGAAAAUCAUACAAUUAAAUGUGUCUUAUUGUACAGUACAUACCGCAGUGGAGAAGUAAGACUGAAUCGUAAUUGUCCAGUUCUACUUGAUGUAAGAUAAUUAUUGUUCUGUAUCUGAAUUUUUAUUAUAUUUCCCAGUAAUCUCCCUAGAAAAGCUUACACUUGGACUUUUUUUUUUGAGGUUAAAAAGGAGAAUUUGUACUUCACGGCAGUGUUGAAGGACUGUAAAUGCGGCAUUUGUGUUCACUAGGCUUUCUUGAUGCUAAGAUGCUCAGGCCAAACCAAAAAAAUAAAAAAUAAAGAUGAAAAAUAUUUUUAGGA
Messenger RNA from Anguilla rostrata (American eel), 6302 nucleotides. RefSeq names its product leucyl/cystinyl aminopeptidase (gene lnpep). Gene Ontology annotation, biological process: peptide catabolic process; proteolysis; signal transduction. Gene Ontology annotation, cellular component: cytoplasm; plasma membrane. Gene Ontology annotation, molecular function: zinc ion binding; peptide binding; metalloaminopeptidase activity. The transcript has 18 exons. The record is from RefSeq and is a predicted model, not a curated record. The coding region runs from base 411 to 3482 and encodes 1023 amino acids. NCBI's taxonomy places the organism in Eukaryota, Metazoa, Chordata, Actinopteri, Anguilliformes, Anguillidae.